AUGCCGCAAGCGGUAGCGACAGAUCUCAUCAACACUAUGCGCUUGAUCCUCACACUGGGUGGUCAGAAACAACGUCUGCUUGGUAUGCGGAAGCAGAAAAUCAAUGACCUGCUCCAGAAUCUAGGCGACAAUGAAGCAAUCAGGGUGUAUAACGAGUUUGCGACUGCACAUGACCAGGUGGAAGAGCGGUCGACAUUCAAACUACCUUUGAUCGAGGAGCUGGAAGGCGGAAACGAUGAGGUUAAAGAGAGUGAGAAUGAGUCAGAUUAUCACAGUGCGCAGGAAGAGCUUGGGGGAGAGGAAACCGCUGCAGACGGCGCAAUGCAGGAAGAAGUCGGACUCGAGGUUGUCCAAGAUCCACAUCUCGAGAUGGAAGAUCUUCUCUCAGCAACACAACAAGUUUUUGCAAUACCCGAUGUUGACACUCGGAUCGUACCACCACCCUCGCCGCCUGAAGCGCAUGCGUCACCAGUCAUGCCUGUGGGUGUUCCAUGCGACAAGCACAUAGAUGGCCUUUGCAUGGUGGUAUCGAUCCUGAACCCCGAAGCUUUUCCUUUGACGAAAAUACAAGAGGUUCAGGCCGAGUACUACCCUUCCACCAGCAUUCUUGACAUGCAAAUACAUCACGACCGCAACGAACGUAUCAUCCAAGUCACGGCGACUUUGGAUAAGGGCCCGGUCGACCAGCUCAUCAUUCACGAUCCACGCAUCAUUACUCUCCUGGGUCUCCGUCAACCACCAUACGCUAUGAUCUGUCUUCAGCCCAAUCCUCGCAUCGAUGAGACAUAUCAGAUCCACAUCCAGCCAGGUCAAAGGCUGCGGAAUGCAAAGGCUUGGAGCUUUGGCGAGCUGGUGUCCGCGCGGCAUGCAUAUCUAUACUGGCUAGAUAGCAGGCGGACUUCAGAUUCGAGGGCACCUCCUACUGUGGCAGAAGCUAGGCACUUGACGCCUAGAAUAGGUCGAAGGGCCGGAGACGUCUGGAGAGAGAUUGAAAAGGUUUGGGAUCUCGAGCAGGGUAGUGGUGGCAGGCAUUUCCGACAGAACAGAAUGGAGUACUUAGGGGAGGAUCCGGAGUAUGGGGGAGGUGAAGAGAGGAGGUCGCAGAAGGGUAUGUGGGUGUGA
This is a messenger RNA of Alternaria postmessia, 1122 nucleotides long. RefSeq lists its product as uncharacterized. The record is from RefSeq and is a predicted model, not a curated record. Bases 1 to 1122 code for a protein of 373 amino acids. NCBI's taxonomy places the organism in Eukaryota, Fungi, Ascomycota, Dothideomycetes, Pleosporales, Pleosporaceae. The transcript has a single exon.